Molecule: messenger RNA, 3637 nt
Organism: Sesamum indicum (sesame)
Lineage: Eukaryota; Viridiplantae; Streptophyta; Magnoliopsida; Lamiales; Pedaliaceae
Product: phospholipase D beta 1
Biological process (GO): phosphatidylcholine metabolic process; phospholipid catabolic process
Cellular component (GO): plasma membrane
Molecular function (GO): calcium ion binding; D-type glycerophospholipase activity
Source: RefSeq, a predicted model, not a curated record
CGAACAAACCGAGAAGGAUUAGAACACAGAGAAAAUGUAUCGAGUGGCGCUUCCGCCACUUGCUAGAUUCUCUGCUCUGUGUGCUUACCCACCUGGUUGCUUCGCGGAAUCUGCCUCCUACCUAUCAAGAAAAAUUACUUGCUUGAAUAUUUUUAUAUUUGUGGGCUGGCUGUAGAACGUUUUCCUGUUUUUACACUGAUGACAAGAAGGAAAAAGAAACUUUUGAUUGGUCUUUAUGGGUGUCUAUUCUAUUGGUGCCAUCACUUCUUGAAUAUCCCACCAAUUGGCUGGCUUGAAAAAUUUAAUGAGAUCGCAUUGCUGAUAUUUCUUACCAAGUCAACCCAUCUCUUUUCAUUGACUUCUACUCCCUCUUCCCCCGUCCUACUUUGUGUAUUAAACCCAAUUAUCAAAGAAGAAAUUUCUUGUGAAAGACUGCUAACCAGUUUCACAGUUCCAUUUUUGUUUUUUUUUAUUUUAAAAGUCUGAGCUACAAGAAUUGGAGUUUGUUUCUGGUUCAGAUUGGUACCUGGGUAGUUUUGGGUUCCAUUUCUCAAGUUCUUUUGAGAACUUCUGGAUGGUCCUUUGGCUUCUUUGAAGACUUGUUUUUGAUCCUUGAUCUGUUCUUGUUUCUACCUUUCGUUUCGUUCUCUAGUUUCCAGCAGUUUGAGCAUAAACUAGAUACAUUGUAUUCUUUGUUUUUUCUCUUGUUGACUUUACUGUGAUUAUCAGAGAGCAUUCUUUGUAUAGUUAUUGAUAUUACAGAUUAAUUUAGACAUUGAAUCUUGAAAUAUUUAAUUACUGUUAUUUGUCCGAUUUGUUAGCUUUCCUGACCUUUCUGUGUCGUUCCCUCUUUGGUGCUAAAUUAUCCCGUUUCAAGAUAAGAAAAAGUCUCUUUUUAAGAUUUCUAGUGUGAGGUAACAAGGAAACAGGAAGAUGGCUCACUUAACUUACUCUGAUUCAAUGUCUGGGGGCUCUCAGCACGGUCAAGGUGUGCAAUUUGUGCCAUUCAAGACUGCUGCAGGGUCACUCAGGGUGUUGUUGUUGCAUGGAAAUUUGGAUAUUUGGGUGAAGGCAGCCAGGAAUCUUCCGAAUAUGGAUUUAUUCCACAAGAGUUUAGGUGAUAUGUUUGGGAGAUUGUCUGGGAAGUUUAUGAGUAAAGUGGAAGGAAACACGCCUACCAAGAUAACAAGUGAUCCUUAUGUCACUAUUACGGUGUCUGAUGCCGUUGUUGGUAGGACUUUCGUGAUAAGUAACAGUGAGAACCCUGUUUGGAACCAGCAUUUUCACGUUCCAGUGGCUCAUUAUGGUGCAGAAGUGCAUUUUGUGGUAAAAGACAGUGAUAUUGUGGGAUCUCAGAUUAUGGGGGCUGUUGGAAUCCCAGUCGAGCAACUAAUCUCAGGUGCAAGAAUUGAGGGUACUUAUCCGAUAAUUGGUGCAAAUGGGAAGCAAUGCAACCCAGGGGCUGAGUUGAGCCUUUCAAUUCAAUAUAUACCAAUGGAUAGGGUGCCCCUUUAUCACGGUGGGGUGGGAGGCGACCUUUCUUAUCAAGGUGUACCUGGUACCUAUUUCCCUCUUCGGAGAGGAGGAACAGUCACACUUUAUCAAGACGCCCAUGCCGACGAUGAUUUGCUUCCAAAAUUGUGGCUGGCUAAUGGCAGACUGUAUCAACAUGGACACUGUUGGCGUGAUAUUUAUGAUGCGAUAUCUCAGGCUCGUCGCCUAAUUUAUAUCACAGGGUGGUCUGUUUACCACUUAGUUCAACUUGUCAGGGAUGAUCCUAAUGUAACAAAUAGUACAUUAGGUGAGCUUUUGAAGGUGAAAUCCCAGGAAGGUGUACGGGUGCUGCUCCUAGUAUGGGAUGAUCCUACUUCCACAAGCAUAUUGGGGUAUAAGACUGAAGGCGUAAUGAAUACAAGUGACGAAGAAACACGGCGUUAUUUCAAGCAUUCAUCUGUCCAGGUGCUGCUGUGUCCACGGAGUGCUAAGAAAGGUAGCUGGGCCAAAAAGCAGGAAACUGGAACAAUCUAUACUCAUCAUCAGAAAAGUGUGAUAGUAGAUGCUGAUGCAGGUAACUAUAGGAGAAAGAUCAUAGCAUUUGUUGGGGGCCUUGAUCUGUGCAAGGGAAGAUAUGAUACCCAAAAGCACCCAAUUUUUAGAACAUUGCAAACUGUUCACAAAGAUGACUAUCAUAAUCCUAAUUUCACGGGGCCUGCUGUUGGUUGUCCACGAGAGCCAUGGCAUGAUUUACACUGUAAAAUUGAUGGUCCAGCUGCAUACGAUGUCUUGACCAAUUUCGAAGAGCGUUGGUUGAAGGCCUCAAAGCGCCACGGCCUUCAGAAAAUGAAAGCUUCUUAUGAUGAUUCCUUACUCAAGCUUGAAAGAAUCGCUGAUGUAUUGGGGAUAGCUGAGGCUGCCAACCAGACACAAGGUGAUCCAGAGGGUUGGCAUGUUCAGGUUUUUCGUUCAAUUGACUCAAACUCAGUUAAAGGCUUCCCCAAGGAUCCAAAAGAAGCUCCAAACAGGAACCUGGUAUGUGGGAAGAACAUACUGAUUGACAUGAGCAUACAUACUGCUUAUGUGAAGGCUAUCCGAUCAGCUCAACAUUUCAUUUACAUCGAGAACCAGUACUUCCUUGGGUCAUCAUUCAAUUGGGCUAAUUAUAAGGACUUGGGUGCAAACAAUUUAAUCCCUAUGGAAAUUGCUCUCAAGGUUGCUAAUAAAAUCAGAGCAAGGGAAAGGUUUUCUGUUUACAUUAUCAUUCCAAUGUGGCCAGAGGGAGUUCCUACCAGUACUCCCACUCAGAGAAUCCUGUUUUGGCAGUAUAAUACAAUGCAAAUGAUGUACGAGACUAUCUACAAGGCUUUAGAAGAGAUGGGGCUAGAGAAAGAGUAUGAACCGCAGGAUUAUUUGAAUUUCUUCUGCCUUGGGAAUCGUGAGGCUGAAGACAGUGGCGGCAAGCCCAUCACAAAAGGCUCGGAUGGAAAUACCCCACAAGCGCUCACUCGGAAAAACCGGCGGUUCAUGAUCUAUGUUCACUCAAAGGGAAUGAUAGUGGACGAUGAAUAUGUGAUAUUAGGCUCCGCUAACAUCAACCAACGCUCUCUAGAAGGAACCAGAGACACUGAAAUUGCUAUGGGUGCAUAUCAGCCUCAUUAUACAUGGACAAACAGACAUGGAAAUCCACAUGGGCAGAUCUAUGGAUAUAGAAUGUCGCUUUGGGCAGAGCACACAGGCACUCUAGAGCAAUGUUUUGAGCAACCAGAGAGUCUGGAGUGCAUGAGACGCGUAAGAUGGAUGGGUGAGCAGAACUGGAAACAGUUUGCAGCAAAUGAAGUAAGCGAAAUGCGAGGCCACCUGCUCAAGUAUCCAGUUGAAGUCGACAGAACGGGAAAGGUUAGGCCUCUUCCUGGCAGCGAGACAUUUCCAGACAUGGGCGGCAAGAUAAUCGGGACAUUUACAGGCAUUCAAGAGAAUCUUACCAUCUGAUCACAGCAGAUUUUGUCUGAUGCCAUUUUUCUAGUUCUUGGUGACUGGUUUUUUGUCCAAAUUUUGAUUUAUGAAUUGGUGAUUGGGACUUUGUAAUAUAAUUUUAUGUAGCACCUCUUGAUGAAUGGUAGUGUGAUCAUUCAAUGCCUCA